GGCGCCACUGUGCAGAGAGAAGUUGGUUGAUUCGUUGAGGGAAGAAAUAUGAGAGUGAGACUGAGACGCUUCUCUUCUUCACCAUCACCUCCCAAACACACACUAUCUUCUUCUUCUGCGAGUCAACCCUCAAAUUCUCCACCCAUUGAUCACUCUUACAUCGCUCGCAUACUUUCCAGAACCGAUUGGGCUUUGUUGCUCAAACACGAAUUCUCCAAAAACAAGGUAUCUUUACUCAACCCUCGUUUUGUUGUAAGCAUUUUUCAGAAUCAAGAUAACCCUUUACACUCCAUAAGGUUCUACACGUGGGUUUCUGCUGCAAACCCCUCUUUGGCAAAUAAUCAAACACUUCAUAGGGUAUUAGGGAACACUCUUUAUAGGAAUGGCCCUGUUGUUUUGUCUGCUGAUUUGAUUAAGGAUGUUUCUGAUUCCGGUUUUCGGGUGUCCGAGGAAUUGUUGUGUGUCUUGUUUUGGAGUUGGGGUAGGCUUGGUUUGGCCAAAUAUUGUGGUGAUGUUUUUGGGCAAAUUUCAUUCUUGGGGAUUAGCCCUAGUACUAGAUUGUAUAAUGCACUAAUUGAUGCAUUGGUGAAGUCGAAUUCGAUUGAUCAGGCUUAUUUGAGGUUCCAGCAGAUGUCGGCGGAUAAUUGCACCCCGGAUCGGAUCACUUACAAUAUCCUCAUUCAUGGUGUAUGCCAGAAGCGGGUGGUGGAUGAGGCGCUUCGAUUGAUUAGGCAAAUGAAGGAUAGGGGGCAUUUCCCUAAUGUUUUCACCUAUACAAUACUAGUUGAUGGGUUUUGUAAUGCAAGGAGGGUUGAUGAAGCCUUCCGAGUUCUUCAUACGAUGAAGGAGAGUCGAGUUAGUGCGAAUGAGGCCACGGUUAGGACAUUAGUUCAUGGGACUUUUCGAUGUAUAGAGGAUACAAGUAAGGCACUUGAAUUAUUAUCUGAUUUUCUUGAAAGGGAGCCUACCCAUUUUAAGUUAGGUUGUGAUACCAUUUUGUAUUGCCUGACAAAUAAGUCGAUGGCGAACAAUGUAAUUGUGUUUUUGAGGAAAGUGCUAGCAAGAGGCUAUGUCCCUGGAAGUUCCAUUGUCAAUGUCAUAAUGGUUUGUUUGGUAAAAGGAGCAAAUCUUAAAGAUACUUGUGAGAUGUUUGAAAGUUUCAGAAAACUAGGUUUGAAACCGGGGGUUGAUUCUUAUCUUUCACUUCUUGAAUCCUUAUACAAGGACGGACAGAGCGGGGAAGGGGAUAGAAUCUUUGAUCAAAUGACUGUGGAUGGUCUUAUUUCGAGUGUUUAUGUGUAUAACAUGAUUAUUGAUUGCUACUGCCGAGCCAAAAUGAUGGAUCGUGCAUCAGCGAUUUUUAGAGACAUGCAGCUUAAGGGAUUCACCCCAAACCUUGUGACAUUCAAUACCCUCAUUAAUGGCCAUUGCAAGGAUGGAGCUAUAGCCAAGGCAAAAGAGCUGCUGGAGAUGCUCUUGAAAACUGGACUCAAACCCGAUAUCAUUACUUUUAGUUCUAUAAUUGAUGGACUUUGUCGAAUAAACAGGACUGGGGAGGCUUUUGAAUGCUUUAAUGAGAUGAUUGAGUGGGGCAUCAAUCCAAAUGCCAUUGUUUACAAUAUCUUGAUCCGGUCUUUAUGUGCAAUUGGGGAUGUUUCAAGAUCAACAAAACUUCUAAGAAGAAUGCAAGAGGAAGGAAUAAGCCCUGACACAUACUCCUAUAAUGCUUUAAUUCAAAUUUUUUGUAGGAUGAAUGACACUAAGAAAGCCAAAAAGCUGUUUGUUUCGAUGUCAAGAUCUGGCUUAAAUCCCGAUAGUUACACAUACAGUGCUUUUAUAGAAACACUAUUGGAGUCCGGGAGAUUAGAGGAAGCGAAGAAGAUGUUUUACUCGAUGGAGGCAAAUGGUUGUCCUCCUGAUUCUUAUGUAUGUAAUUUAAUUAUUAAAAAACUGGUUCAGCAAGACUGCUUCGAAGACGCAAAAAACAUUGCAGAAAAAUGCAGACAGAAAGGAAUGUCCUUGAAUCCUGUGUUCAAUUCAUAGAGUCGGUUUUUUCGCCAAGUUUCUGAGAUGCUGCUAUUGUUGAGCAUUCUACAUGGAAUGUAUUAUUGCCAGACAGCUUGAAAUCUGCUGGACUGAAAUUGGAUUGUGAUAUUACUAAAAUUCUUGGUUUUGAGGAUUAUGAAUGAAACUUUGCCUUUUCUUGAAGCAGCUUGAGCUUAGAAAAUGGAAAUUACAGAGAUUAGGUAAGCUUUUAAAAUCAUGAUAUUGUUAAACUUAAACUUAUAAUCUGCUCGAAAAUAUAACAUGUAAAUUGUAACCUCUUAAUUUAAAAGGUGUA
This is a messenger RNA of Arachis duranensis, 2341 nucleotides long. Its product is annotated as putative pentatricopeptide repeat-containing protein At3g16890, mitochondrial. The record is from RefSeq and is a predicted model, not a curated record. The coding region runs from base 49 to 2043 and encodes 664 amino acids. NCBI's taxonomy places the organism in Eukaryota, Viridiplantae, Streptophyta, Magnoliopsida, Fabales, Fabaceae. The transcript is spliced from 2 exons. Gene Ontology annotation, molecular function: protein binding.